Messenger RNA from Meriones unguiculatus (Mongolian gerbil), 1006 nucleotides. Its product is annotated as ribonuclease K6. The record is from RefSeq and is a predicted model, not a curated record. Gene Ontology annotation, biological process: defense response to Gram-positive bacterium; antimicrobial humoral immune response mediated by antimicrobial peptide; antibacterial humoral response. The transcript is spliced from 2 exons. Bases 160 to 630 code for a protein of 156 amino acids. Lineage: Eukaryota; Metazoa; Chordata; Mammalia; Rodentia; Muridae. Gene Ontology annotation, molecular function: RNA nuclease activity; nucleic acid binding.
CUAAGGUUUCUCUUUCAUAGCUUAAGAAUACUUCUAGCCCUGCCCCACCUAGGCAGCUGUGACUGGCCUGAAGAAGAAAAGCAAGCCGAAACACUCAGAACUCAGGACUGAUCAACUGCCCCUGUUCGCAGCAGGAACCCAGCAAAAACUCGGGAAAGCAUGGUGCUAGCUCUUCCAAGGUGCCUUCCUCUCCUCCUGAUGCAGGGGCUGUGGGAGCCGGUGUGUCUCCUUUGCACUCAGCCAAAGGGCCUCUCCAGGGCUCGCUGGUUUGAAAUCCAGCAUGUACAGAUAAGUCCUCAGCAGUGCAACCAAGCAAUGCAAGGUGUCAACAAUUAUACCCGUCACUGUAAGCCAAAAAACACCUUUCUGCAUGAAUCGUUCCAGAAUGUGGCUGCCACCUGUGGUUUGCCCAGUAUCACCUGCAAGAACGGUUGGAAAAACUGCCACCAAAGUGCAAAGCCUGUCAGCAUGACUGACUGCCUACACACCGGGGGAGCCUACCCCAACUGCCACUACAAAAACGCUAAACACUACAGAUUCUUCAUUGUGGCCUGUGAGCACCCAAAGAAAGAGGACCCUCCCUACCCGCUGGUUCCUGUGCACUUAGAUAAGAUUGUACCUGAGGCUUAGGUGCUUUUCUUCUGUUUGCCACAGAUUCUCUCACAGUUUAUUCCACUUUGCCUUUUGUUCCCACAGGAAGGGGAAGGUGCCAGAAGAAUUCAAAUGCCGAAGCUGUCAGAGUAGAGUCAAGAAAAAAGAAAUAGGGUGCAUGGGUUAUGAUGUGGCUUGGUAACUGAGUACUUGCUUCGUGCACAAAGAUCCCUGGGUUCAAUCACCAUACCUCUUCUUCCCCCCAAAAAAGGAGAAACAGGAUUAUUUUCUGCUCUGUAACAUAGGAUUAGAAUAAAGAGGGUCCAAGCGUCUGAACAAUUUAUCCUGCGCUGUUUUGGGUCAAGCUUUAUUGUACUACGCUCAUAGAAAUAAAACCAUUUUCUUUUCAGUAUAA